Striga hermonthica is the source of this 1071-nucleotide messenger RNA. The record is from the annotation of a GenBank genome assembly. Lineage: Eukaryota; Viridiplantae; Streptophyta; Magnoliopsida; Lamiales; Orobanchaceae.
AUGGUGAACCUCAGCAAUAGUAACACUAGCAACCGGGUGGAAGAAAAUGAGAACCCGCUGGCCGCCGGUAGAGGCGGUGGAGCCACCGGGUCGUGGGGCCACACUGGUUCCGGCCAGUCCAUUUCGACUAGCGGCAGUGUCGGGUCUCCAUCCAGCCGGAGUGAGGCCACAGUGGCGGCUCCAGCUGGCGACAGCACGUUUCUCUUGUUGAACAAUCUCGAUAUCCAAGGGGAUGAUGCUGGAUUUCAGGGGACUCCUAGCAGCAGGAGGAAGAAGAGAGGACAACGAGCAGUUGGAGGUGAUAAGAAUGGUCGGGGGCUUCGUCAGUUUAGCAUGAAAGUGUGUGAGAAAGUGGAAAGCAAAGGGAGAACUACAUAUAAUGAGGUGGCUGAUGCACUGGUUGCCGAAUUCACUGAACCUUGCAACGACCUUUCAUCACCCGACCAGCAACAAUAUGAUGAGAAAAACAUACGUCGAAGAGUAUAUGAUGCUCUAAACGUGCUAAUGGCUAUGGAUAUUAUCUCUAAAGAUAAAAAGGAGAUACAGUGGAAAGGUCUACCACGGACUAGUUUGGAUGACAUUGAUGAAUUCAAGGCCGAACGUCUUGGACUUCGAAAUCGCAUUGAGAAGAAAGCAGCUUAUCUGGAAGAGCUUGAGGAACAAUACAUUGGUCUUCAAAAACUCGUACUGCGCAAUAAGCAACUGUAUGGCUCGGGAAAUGCUCCGAAUGGUGGAGUUGCAUUGCCUUUCAUAUUGGUCAAGACCCGCCCUCAUGCUACGGUGGAGGUGGAAAUAUCAGAAGACAUGCAGCUGGUGCAUUUUGAUUUUAGUAGCACCCCUUUUGAGCUGCACGAUGAUAAUUACGUUCUGAAGGCAAUGAAGUUGUGUGGAAAACCACAAAAUAACGGUGCGCCACAAUAUAUUCAGACCAGUAGAGGCGAGAGCUCGAGCAUGGUCGACAUGUAUCAAUCCCAAAUGGCUCAUAAAUCCAGGUCAAAUUCAAUCAGUAGGCCACCCCACUCUACCCCUCUACCCGGAAUAUUAAAGGCACGUGUUAAGCACGAGCAAUAG